AUGAGUCCUCAUGGAAAAAAGCAAAUUAUUACUGAAAAUCAUCGAUCGACAGGAGUUCUUCUUAUUAAUGGUCACUCUCUCUCUUUGGUUUUCCUCCUCUCUUUUCAGUACGCCAUGUUCCUGUCCCUCAUCUUCCUGAUUGAACUGGUUGCUGCCAUAGUGGGCUUGGUUUUCAGACAUGAGAUUAAGGACAGCUUUGAACAAGGUUACAUGCAAGCCCUCAAACAGUAUAAUUCUACUGGAGAUCCCAGGAGCCAGGCGGUGGACACCAUUCAGAGGACGCUGAAAUGCUGUGGGGUGAAAUCCUACACCGACUGGGAGAGCCCGUACUACAAGACCAGUGGAAUUCAAAGCUGCUGUGCACUGCCAGGAAACUGUACACAGGAGGCCAUGAAGGACAUGGUGAAGGCCAAGAAUGUUGUCUUCCCAGAUGGCUGCAUCUCUAAAGUGACAUCAGUGAUGGAGUCUCGGAUGGGCAUUGUAGCAGGAAUUUCGUUUGGUAUAGCUUGUUUCCAGCUGGUAGGAAUGUUCCUGGCUUGCUGUCUGUCACGAUAUAUCACAAACAACCAGUAUGAGAUGGUGUAAACGCGUUGAUCGUCUGGAUGUUCAGGAUAAAGGGAAUUAUCUAUACUUUGUUUGACUCCGCUUGCCCCUGACAGAAGAGUUUCUUCUUUCGGACCUCAUGAUUUUUGUAUCUCCUUAAGUCAGCCUAUAACAUUUUAAAAAGGCUAAAAAGAUUGUCACCUGGCGAAUGACUGGUUGAAGUUGUCCGUUCAGUUUUAGACUCGUGUGUAUGACCGGCUUUACCUGUACAGAGGCCUGAAGCAAUGGCUGAGCAGCCUGCAGCUUCGGGUGUGUUUGAGUGGUGUUUUUUUCCAGACACUUUCUAAUAAAUCCAGAUAAGUCUGUCAUUAUUACAUUUGGGAAACUUUUCCUGUAGGGUUCUUCGGAGGACCCCUUUUUGCUGUCUGGAAAUUAGUGCCACAUGUUCAAAAACACUACAAGCAGCAGGGGGAGAAGAUUCUCCAUGUUGUUGUUAUUCUCAAUCACGGCACAUUAAACAUUUGCGAGUUUAAUUAAUAUAGUAUCAUUAGCCUUGUUAACUGCUUGUCAAGGAGCGAUACAAAUUUCCAUCAACAGGAAUCGGCCAGAUCAACGGCCCACAAUCCUGCUCAUAUAAUGUUUUUAUUAUGUAGCCACCAGCAACCCGUCGUAUAAAAAGAUAGACGUCACUAUUCAUUCUCUAACGAGGGACAGAAUGUUGUUUGGAAGGAGAUAAGACUACAGUCACUGACGACACUAAUCACAUUUCCUAGUCUUGGUAAUAAUUUAUUUCUGGAAUAUAAUUAAUCAACUCAAGGCUCUGAGGAAAAUAGGGAGCUUAUUUAAUCUAGGCCUGAAUUGGUGGGACUGGGCCGUUAUCCUUUAUUGUUCAUUCCUGUAGCCUAUACCUGCCUUAAGACCAUUUUUUUUAUUUUGAGAAAAUUUGUGUCAAAGCCUUCUGAGGAAACCAUUUGCUGGAUGACAGGGAAAUCUUUCACUGCAGUGAGGUUGUCAGAGCCUUAAACAAAAACUCAGGCGGCAGCAGCAGUAAAAAUGUUUAUCCUCUAGCGCUUCCGGCAUCGCGUUCUGGUCCUGCAGCGCUAACGUCCCAUACACAAGAGGUCACCACUGCAGCCAAUCAUUGGCCUCCGCAGUAUGCCGGACGUGAAUCCUGAGGCCAGUGAUUGGCUGCAGCAGUGGCAUUGUGUUUACAGGCUGUCGCCACUGCCGCCAGGACUGGAGCACGAUGCUGGAACCUGCAGGGGAGAAAGGAGACAGUAUGUCUUUCUUUAUGUUCUAUGAAAACCCCUUUAAUACUAGCGCACUAUGUCCCCUCUAUGUGUAUAGUUAUACCUUUGCUGAGAUCACAUUCCUCUUUUUCUUUAACACUAGUAUAUAUCGUUUUUAGUAUAGAAGUUAAUUGUUUUGCAAUUAAUAAGCCCGAAAAAGAUUCCUGCUUCUGAAUGAGCCGUUUAGCUUUUUGUUUUAUUAUAAGUUAUUUUGUUUGUUAUGAACUUUUGGCUACUAUGAAAACCAACUGAAGCUUAGGGAUUUCCUCCUCCUUUAUUAACUUCACUUUAUUUACUGAUAUAAUGUAUCUUGUACUUUUAUAACUGUUAUUAAACUGAAAGGGAAUACAAAGUGUUUACCCAGACGUGUGGCGGUUCUUCCUUGACCAGCGCGUCACAUUGAUUAUCAGUAUUAUAUGCUGCUGUAAUGUGGAAUACAUGUUUUGUAUGGAGGACAGAUAACCUUGUAUUUGUUUUUCCUUUCAUAUACAAUAAAGUUGUCUUUUCUUCUGAAA
Messenger RNA from Bufo bufo (common toad), 2347 nucleotides. RefSeq names its product tetraspanin-6-like. The record is from RefSeq and is a predicted model, not a curated record. Gene Ontology annotation, cellular component: membrane. NCBI's taxonomy places the organism in Eukaryota, Metazoa, Chordata, Amphibia, Anura, Bufonidae.